Microthlaspi erraticum is the source of this 3228-nucleotide messenger RNA. NCBI's taxonomy places the organism in Eukaryota, Viridiplantae, Streptophyta, Magnoliopsida, Brassicales, Brassicaceae. The record is from the annotation of a GenBank genome assembly.
AUGAAAACAGGGCAGCGGCAGUCCGUCUCUCGAGCUUCUUCGACCUCAACGAAUGCAAAAGAAGAAAACUCAGAGACGAUCCCAACUGAUCUCAUGAUCGAAAUCUCUUUGAGAUUACCAAGGAAGUCUAUAGCGAGAUGCCGAUGCGUAUCAAAGCUCUGGAACUCCACGCUUGACAGUCCAUAUUUCAUCGAGUUUUUGACUCGCCCUCGGUUCUUGUUCUCCUUCCAAAAAGACAGUGAGCUCUGCUUCCUCUCGUCGCCUCAAGAUGAGAACUCGUCUCUUGUAGACGCAGAUUAUCAUCUCAAGCUCAAAUUGGAAGACUCCUUUAAAGUUUGUGGUCAUGUCCGAGGUUUGGUCUGCCUUCAUGAUCUUUGGGGGAUAAAGGGAAAGAAAGAAACGGCUCCGGUGAUAUGUAACCCAAGAACGGGACAGUUGUUGCCUUUACCCAAAGUGAAGACGAAGAGGAGCAUUCCAGUGAAGAGUUUUUUUGGGUUUGAUCCGACUGAUAAAGAAUUCAAGGUAUUGACCAUAACCGAUGGGGUUCAGCAUCGAGUUCUGACGUUAGGGACUCGAAAACUUGAAUGGAGAAUGGUCGAAUGUGGCAUUCCACGUCAUUAUCCUACUAGAGAUGGGAUAUGCAUCAAUGGUGGUUUGUAUUAUUUAGCUGGUUUUCAAGGGCCUGGUCAUGUGCCUUUUCGUGCGAUAGUAUGCUUUGAUGUGAGGUUGGAGAAGCAUAGAGUUAUUAACGCAGCUGAGGGCAUGGAUCUAGAUCAAGGGACUCUUGUAAACUACAAGGGGAAGAUAGGUGUUCUUGCGUCAGAUGAUGUUUCUUGGAUAGACAGACUUACCGGAGAGAGUAGACAUAUUGUGUUGUGGGUUCUAGUAGACACAGAGACACAUGAAUGGUCGAAGCAUGUAUAUGAAUUGCCACAACCUCUGUGGAAGAAUGUAGUUGCGUUAUACUUUGUUGGAGUGACUGGUGGUACCGAUGAAGUUGUCUUGUGGCCGCGAUCUGUAUGUGCUCCGUUCUAUGUUUACUACUACAACAUGGAGAGGAAUACUUUGAGAAGAGUUGUGAUUAAAGGAAUGGAUGCGGCGGUUAGGUACUAUGGAGGUUGCAUGACUCUAGACUAUGUAGAGGACCUGAAGCUUAUGAGACAUGAUGCUACCAUCCUUACUCUGGUACCAAAGUUCCCAGGUGCCUCACGAAUCUCUGACUAUAGGCCCAUAUCUUGUUUAAAUACCUGGUACAAGGUUGUCUCCAGACUGCUUGUCUCUAGGCUGAAACCUAUCCUCUCAGACCUGAUUCUGCCUAGUCAAACUGCCUUUGUAAAAGAUAGACUGUUAGUGGAGAAUACAGUACUAGCUGGUGAAUUGGUAAAUGGGUACCAUAAAUCAAAGGGACCUAAGAGAAUUACCAUUAAAGUGGACAUCGCCAAAGCCUUUGAUAGUGUGUCAUGGGAUUUCCUCUUCAACUGUUUGAAAGGCCUCUCACUUCCUCCGCAAUACAUACACUCGCUGAAAUUGUGCAUCUGCACAACAAACUUCACCAUAGGUUACAAUGGAAUGGUUCAGGGUUACUUCAGAGGGAAAAGAGGGUUAAGACAAGGAGAUCCUCUCUCCCCCUAUUUGUUUGUAAUCGCCAUGAACUGCCUAUCACACAUGCUUAACAAAGCGGCUGAGGAAGGAAAAAUUAGCUACCAUCAUCAGUGUAGGGCAUCGAAACUUACUCAUUUGUGUUUUGCGGAUGACCUCCUUAUCUUUGUGGACGGUUCCCUUGACUCGGUUCAGAAGGUUCUUCAGGUGCUCCAUGAAUUCCAUCUCCGGUCAGGGCUUGCCGUCAGCGUACAGAAAUCGAGUUUCUUCGCCUCUGGGAUGUCUGACCAUGAAUGCGACUUGAUCAAAUUCUCAACAGGGAUGCCCCAAGGAACUCUACCCGUUACCUCAUGGAGUGCAAGGUCUCUCUCCUUUGCAGGUCGACUCCUUCUCAUCAAAACAGUGAUAGCUGGGAUCUCAACUUUUUGGUGCUCGUCUUUCAUACUACCUAAAGCCUGCAUCAAAAGGAUAAACUCUCUCUGUAGUAUCUAUCUCUGGAAAGGCAAUAUAGAGGGUCACAACUCAGCAAGAGUCUCUUGGGCGACUGUUACUUUAACAAAAGAGGAAGGAGGUUUAGGAAUAAAAGACCUGGUAGUGUGGAAUAGAGCAUGCUGUCUUAAGCUUAUCUGGCUCCUUUUCUUCCAAUCAGGCUCUGUGUGGGUAGCCUGGUUCACAAAGGAGGUGUUGGAAGGCAACGUGAGUAACUUCUGGAUAGUAAAAACUCACAGAGACAAUUCUUGGCUUGCGAAUAAAUUGAUAAAGAUGAGGGACGAUGUUUACCCAUGGAUAAAGAUAAAGCUAGGAGAUGGAAGGGCUACGAGGUUCUGGUCAGACAACUGGUCUCCGUUAGGGAACAUAACAGCCUAUCUGCAAGGGACAAGAAACACUAGGCUUGAAAUUCCAGUUUUGGCAACGCUGGCUAGCUUGAAUGGAAAUGAUAGGUGGUUGCUACCUCUUGCAAGGUCAGAAAACAUGGUCAAUUUACAAGCUUAUCUCACGACAGUUACUCUAUCGGAUCAAGAAGACACUUAUGAAUGGGAGGUUGAUGGAGUCGUAUUAAAGAAAUACUGUAUAGGAGGGAUCUAUCACAAGCUAAGAAGAGAGCAACAAGCAGUUCCUUGGUCUAGAGCUGUUUGGCAAAAUAGUGGAAUUCCCAAACAUAACUUCCUUACUUGGUUGUUUGUUCUGAAUCGCUGCCUUACUAGAGAUCGUAUCUUGGCUUGGGGACUUCAAACGGACGCGAAGUGUCUCCUCUGCAACUCUGGAACUGAAUCCCGAGAUCAUCUCUACUUCGACUGUCUUUUUAGCUGGGGAAUCUGGAGACAUAUGGCGAAACGGAGUAACCUGCGACCUGCACGCAUGUGGGCAGACUCCUUAGCUCAGAUGAACUCUCUAUCAGCGGGUAAACAUUGGAAUAAACUUACGCUCUUGGCUUGGCAAGCUUCGAUCUAUUGGAUAUGGCAUGAAAGAAAUGGGAGACUACAUCGACAAAUCUUCAAUUCAGGUGAAUCAAUCCAUGGGUUAAUAGAUAGGCAAAUCAGGAACCGAAUUGCGAGUUACCGAGAUGUGAACACAAAGAUGGCUUCAAAACUCCUGCAACUUUGGCUUUCAACGGAGAGUGUUGGAUGA